This is a messenger RNA of Haplochromis burtoni (Burton's mouthbrooder), 3673 nucleotides long. RefSeq lists its product as uncharacterized. The coding region runs from base 444 to 1103 and encodes 219 amino acids. The transcript has 4 exons. The record is from RefSeq and is a predicted model, not a curated record. Lineage: Eukaryota; Metazoa; Chordata; Actinopteri; Cichliformes; Cichlidae.
GACCAUCAGCUCUGCUGUUCAGUGUUUCAGAAUUUACAUUGAUGUAGCUUCUGCUGUUACUUCUGCUAAAACAUGUAUUACUAGUACUAUCUUUAGAGGUCAGGGCAGCAGGAUUAAUCAGACUCUUUAUCUCUUCAUAACACACAGCUACCUCUCUAAGCUGCCCCCCACCACACUCCAAAUAUAUAUGCGCAUUGUAACUGUAUAAUUAGGCCAGAUCAAUUUAAUACAUGAAAUGGUGAUUGCACAAAGUAAAGUCAAUGCUGCAGACGUUAGGCUGGAUGUGAAGGAGUUUCACUUCCUGUAGAGUUUCUUGGUAUUUGUGGUUUGUCUGAAGGUGUUGCACACAAGAUAAUCAGUGCCUGAAGUAGGAAGUACAGAGCACUUCUGUGUCAGAGUCCAUCAGAGCUGAGCUGCUUUCAGACGACUCCGUCUUGUUGUGGAUGCUGAAGCUGAUCAUGGUUCUCCUGUGGAUGAUCCUGUUGGUGCUUCUGCUCUGUGCAGAGGCCGAGAACGUGACCGAGGUCAGAGGAGAGCUGGGGACCGAUGUCACUCUAACCUGCUCCAAUCAGACAUCAGACCCAUACUGGUACAUGGAGAUCCACAGUCAGUUCAGAGCAGGUAUCGGCCGCAGUUUUUCUUCAGCAGACUCUACCUACUACUCUCCUGGUUUUGAAACCAAAUUUUCAAUCCUGGGAAACAAACUCGUGAUUAAAAACUUGACAGCAGAGGACUGCAGGCUUUACUUCUGUGGCAUCAAGAGAGGAGGCAGCAUUCAGUUUGUGGAGACUUUCCAUCUUAUUUCAGAUGUAACUCAAAAACCUGUCGCACUCACCGACAGCAACCAGCAGAGUGAGCUUUUCAUCCUGAGCUCUCUGAGCCUGAACGCUGCACUCGUUCUUGUGGUGAUCUGUCUCAGUUGUGUAUUGCUGUCUCUGAAGAGGAGAAUCAGCAAGUAUCAGGCAAACCUCCCUCCAGCUGGGACCAGUGAGAGGCUGGAGGCUCCACAGUACGAGGAGAUCAAGCUCCCCUGUCGAUCUGCUCCUGCUGAGAGCGUUUACUCUCAGGUUCAGCUUCUUCCCUUCACAUUGCCUCAAAGCUGAUGGACACACCUGGACAGGUGGAUGAUACCUGGUGGAUUCAGAUUUUGUGGACAGAGGUCAGUCUGAUGACUGAGAUCUUGCUGCUCCUCUGCUCGUUGGAGGAUUUCUUUCUUCAUGUCAACUGUUAGCUUCUUGGACAACAGGACAUCAAGAAAAUGCUGUAAGACCAUUUGAGUCAGAUUCAAAUGAAUGUGACCUUUAAGGUUAAACCAGUUUAUCCUAAGGUGUUUUAGGAUUUAAGGUAGAUAAGCGUCAAGUCAAAGCUUCUGUGAAAACCUGUAAAAAAACAGUCCAACAUUUCAUAUUUAUUUGAAUCCUCUGUCUGUAUUCUUUAUCGGUUUUAGUUACCAGUGAUUCCUGAGAUUAGGGACAAAACAGGUUUUAAUUUUCUAAAAUAUAUUUUUUGAUUUUUCAAAAACAUAUUUACAUAUAAUUGUUAAGUUUUGGCUGUCUCACCAUGUUUUGGUACAAUCUCCCUUUUUAAUAAUUUAUGUUUUUGCAGAAGUACAAGGUUUUUGUCAACACCGUCAGACACAAAGAAAUGCAAAAAUAUAUAUUUUAAAUUAAGUUGUUUCAGCUCUUUAAACUAUUAGCAGCUUCUCUAUUCUAUUGUUUAUGCACAUAUGUUUUCAAAGUAAUUAUACCACAUUUAAAAGUAAGAUUGUUUUGGCUUUUUAUUAUUAGAGUUACAGUCAUACAUAUUUUCAGAAGCUUGUAUUUAAUCUGUAUAAGAAACAGUCAUAUUAAGCAGCAUGCAAAUUACACAUUUAUUGAGAAGAUUACGUAUUUUUAUUGGAAGAUCAUGAGGGAGGAAACUAUAUGGUUCUCCAAAAGAGAAAAAUAAACAAAAACUUCAUAUUAUGGAGUUGACAACGUGCUGACGGUGGUGACACAAAUCUGACGGUGGUGACACACUAGUAGAAAACAAGAUAUUAUUUCUUUCAAAAUGACAAUUAAACCUUAACAACCUUUGUAAUAUCACAAGACACGUCAUAACAAUUCUGUUUUUGCACAUGUCAAGUUCUACAAUAGUUCACCAGCAAGUAGCUGCCUACUACUCCUUGAUUCCUAAAGUUCUUUGUGGUUGUGUGUUUAGACCUUGCUGGACUUUCUCUCCUUUUGUGUCUCUGUGCUUGUUUCCAAAACCUUCUCUUCUGACUUUUUUCUCUUGCUUUCAGAUCACUGGUGUUCCUCUUUGCUAUUCUAGCCUGAAAUGUACCAUUUUGUAAUUACUAUAAUUUUUCUGAACCUUAUGCUUUUUCACAGAUUAAGGAUGAAUAUUCACAACACAAUUAUGCAUAAGCAAUAGAGAUGCUAUCUGGCCAUUAAGUUUGAUGUCAUUAGCCAUUUCCAGGUCCAAACUCCGCUGCAGAUCCCAAAGUCAAAGGAACUCUGCGGCAUCACUGAGAGUUACAAACUGUCUAAAUUCUUUCAUCUUUAAUAAAAUGAUCAGUGUGGCUGCUCUACCAGGUGUAACAUCCAGGCAUCCAUGAAAACAGAAUAUAUGAAAUUUAACAGAGUUAAAGUUAGAUUACUUGUUUCCACCUGAACAUGAUACACCAGCUCUGCUACCACUUCCAACAUAAAUGGAGACAGAAAACUAAACAGCAGUGACUAUUGUCAGGUUACUGAAGUUGGGCCAGAUGGUAUAUAGUGAUGUGCUACAUGACCGCUGGCGACACAGCUGUGUUAGCAUAACAUAAACACAGUGAAGCUGGAGGAUGAAUGCUAACUUUUUUCCACUUGAUAAAAGUUAACGUGAUGGUUCCCGAUGGCUAGGCUGACAGUGAUCACUGACUGUUUUUAGGGGCUUGUUCAGAUGUAAUAGAACAAGAUAAAAAGCAUUAAAACAUUUUAACAGCACAACAUGCUUAAUAAACGCAGAGUACUUUGGGCCCGAAAGCAGGAUUCAUACAUCAUCACUUAAAGAACAGCUCUCAGGGCACAGCUAGCUCAGUAGAUGCCACAUGAUCGAAAGGUUGAGCGUUCAAAUCCAACGAACAGAGGAUAUCCUGGAUUGGUAGCUGCCCACUGCAUCACUGAGUGAAUGGGUUAAAUGCAGAGGACUAAGCACUUUCCUACAGGAUUAAUAAUGUAUACAUAAACAAUGAGAUUCAAGAUAAGGCAAAUUCGAUAAUAUUUGACACAUCUGUGAAGCAGAAAUAUCAGUAAAAUACACAAGAUGUAAUAUGACUGAAAUAUUAGUAAAAAAUAACUUAAUAUAAAUGGUGAAUAGCGCACUUUUGUGACAUUUGUCAACACCAUUAGAAAAAGGGUCAACGCCGUCAGAUAAAAAUCCUGAUGGUGUUGACAAAAUACCCGACUUUCUCUCAAAACACGUGUUUUUCUGACAGAAUCCAUCUUGUUUUUCAUCAUUUGCUUAUGGCCUCUACAAUCUACCUAAAUGAGGCUGUUUUUACAAAAAAAAAAAUUAAAUCUUGGAUUACAUCGACUUUGGUGUUGAUGCACUAUGGUUGUAACCAAAGCUGGACUGGGACAAAAAAUCGGCCCGGGCAUUUUGACUAGAGACCGGCCCACCAGGAUAAAGAUUGAAAAUGUGACGUCAUUCA